This is a messenger RNA of Pistacia vera, 453 nucleotides long. RefSeq lists its product as uncharacterized. The record is from RefSeq and is a predicted model, not a curated record. The coding region runs from base 13 to 453 and encodes 146 amino acids. The transcript is spliced from 2 exons. NCBI's taxonomy places the organism in Eukaryota, Viridiplantae, Streptophyta, Magnoliopsida, Sapindales, Anacardiaceae.
UCCUCUGCUUCCAUGACCAACGCCGUCAACUUCUCCACCGCUCUUCGCACACCCUCUUCUUCGACCCCUGCUCUCCGCAGAUCGACGGCGUUCAAGCGAGAAAAUCUCAGACCCACUCGCCGAUGUCGUUCAUUGAGUCCGACACCGACUUCGAGCUUCAGUCUCCGUCACGGUCAGGAAACACUGUUCGAGGCUCAAGACGCCGGCAUUGAAGAGCAUGAGCAAGUAGUGGCGGAAAGAAAUAGACUGAGGGAUCAACUGGCUCGGAGAAAUGAGGAAAUUAAGAAGCUUAAAGCAGUUAUUGAUUCUGCAUUGAAGGAUUUGAGCAAUGUAGUUACUCGUUUAAAGGAAGUUUCUCCUUCUAAUGAAGAAGAAGAUGGAAGAAAAAUAGCUCAGCAGCCGAUAUCCCCUGAAGUGAAAUCAGCUAACAAAUGUGAACCACAAAAAAGUUGA